This is a messenger RNA of Penicillium bovifimosum, 807 nucleotides long. RefSeq lists its product as uncharacterized. NCBI's taxonomy places the organism in Eukaryota, Fungi, Ascomycota, Eurotiomycetes, Eurotiales, Aspergillaceae. The record is from RefSeq and is a predicted model, not a curated record. The transcript has a single exon. The coding region runs from base 1 to 807 and encodes 268 amino acids.
AUGGACUGUCCUUCCACUACCUCCAAAUCCCCCUCCUCUGAGUCCUCUGAGUCCUCUCCCUAUUUCGACUCCCUCCUCCGGCGCCGCCAACAAAAGAAGAUGAGCAUCACACAAACAUACUACCUCGCCCACACCGCCCGCAAGAAGCUCACUCGUGAAGCUUCGCGGGCUGACCACAAUCUGCGCCUGCUCGUCGGCCACGCCAACCUCCUCGAUUCACUGAUGUUCGACCUCGCCGACGCCGAGCGUGAACAAGAACGUUGGUUCAACCAGACCGUCAAGGGAGCCACCAAGGCUUCCUCGUCCUCCCGCCAACACAUUCAAUGGGCCUCCACCGUGGUCGAAGAGCCCGAGGAAGACUGGGACGCGGAGGAUGCGUCCGACAUGGACUCCGACCUCAGUGACAGCGACGACUCCGACUUCGACGAGUCCGACUUCGUCAUCAACACUCCCGUCCGCCGCCGCUCUCCCUCACCCGUGGCUCCCCACCACGAGAAUGACCUGCUAGAGGAAGACGAGGGCGAAGACACAGAUUCCGACUUUGAAUACGACGAUGAGGAAGACCUUGACGAGCUGAGCUUGACUCGCUCACCGUCGCGCCAGUCCCCGCCCGAGCUACUCUCUGAUUCAGACGGCGAAUCUGAAGACGAAGCAACGCCGCCAUCUCCACCUCAGCCUACGCUGGAGGCGUUCAAUGAAAAAGAGCCUACUACCACGGCGAUUGCCUUGGCAGGCUCUGACCAACCCCAUCUCUUUGAGCCAGGGUAUUUUGAUACACGAGAGCAGAGCAUCAUCGAGGCUUAUUGA